Molecule: messenger RNA, 4896 nt
Organism: Lampris incognitus (smalleye Pacific opah)
Lineage: Eukaryota; Metazoa; Chordata; Actinopteri; Lampriformes; Lampridae
Product: A disintegrin and metalloproteinase with thrombospondin motifs 2-like
Exons: 25
Coding region: 51-4133 (1360 amino acids)
Biological process (GO): extracellular matrix organization; proteolysis
Cellular component (GO): extracellular matrix
Molecular function (GO): metalloendopeptidase activity
Source: RefSeq, a predicted model, not a curated record
GGGAGCGCGUGGCUGCUGAAUCGUUCAGUCGGUCUUGUACUCUGAGCGAAAUGGACGGAAUCCGGUUCCGCUUGUGGACUUUGUGUUUUGUGCUUCUGCAUAGCGGCGUGUUAAACGGACUCUACAUCACACACAGUACAGACUCUCUCCAUCAGGUUCUGUCAGAGUUUGGUGUCAUUCGGCCGGUCAGGACCGACUCUGAAGGGCGGUUUCUCUCUCACUCAGUCUCUGCGCACCACCUGCCGAGACACGUCCGCAGAAAGAGACACGCCCACCAUUCGGACCCACCCACAACACAGGUAGACACGCCUCCAAUGCAGGCAGACAUACCCCUAUCCCAUUUAGGGGGCGGGCCGAGGAGCGGGGAGAGGAGGAAUGAGAGGAAGGAGAGAAUGGGACAGAGAGACAGGGAAGAGGACAGAGAGACUGUCUACUACAACGUCACCGUCUUCGGACGGGAGUUGCACCUUCGACUGCAUCUGAACAGGCGGCUGGUGGCUCCGGGGGCCCGGCUGGAGUGGCAGCAGGAGUCUGGACAGAGCCGCUGGCAGCCUCUAGAUGGCAACACGUGCUUCUACGCUGGAGAGGUCGCCCACCUACCAGACACCGUGGUCGCUAUUAGCAACUGUGACGGCCUGGCAGGAAUGAUCCGAAUGGGUCCGGAUGAGUUUUUCUUCAUCGAGCCUUUGGAGCGAGGAGAGGAAGAGGAGGGAGGAGGAAGACAGCACAUUGUCUAUCGCUCCUCUGCUGUCAUCAAGAGACCAGCUGUCAAUCAAACUUCUGACAAACACAAACCUGGUCCAUUUCUGGGCUCCUUGUUGGAUCUGGAAGCCUUGAAUCAGACUCAGAACCGUUACAAGUCCAGAUUGCAGCCGGGUCGGAGCCGUCGCUACAUAGAGGAGGCUGAGCUGUUUAACAUCGAGGUGCUGCUGGGGGUGGAUUAUUCUGUUCUUCUGUUCCACGGACGAGACAACAUUCAGAAGUACCUGCUGACCCUGAUGAACAUAGUGAAUGAGAUCUAUCAGGACCGGUCCCUGGGAGCAAACAUCAAUGUUGUUCUGGUCCGGAUUGUCAUGCUGAGUGCUACAAAGUCUAUGGAGUUGAUCGAGGUGGGGAAUCCGUCACAAAGUUUGGAAAAUGUCUGUGGUUGGGCGUUUCUCCAGCAGAGGGCAGAGCAGAGUCAUGCUGAGCACCAUGACCACGCCAUCUUCCUCACCAGGCAGGAGUUUGGACCCAGCGGGAUGCAAGGCUAUGCUCCUGUCACAGGUAUGUGUCACACAGUGCGGAGCUGCACCCUCAACCAUGAAGAUGGAUUCUCCUCUGCAUUUGUAGUCGCUCAUGAAACAGGACAUGUGUUAGGAAUGGAACAUGAUGGUCAGGGUAAUGACUGUGCUGAUGAGGUUCCUAUGGGCAGCAUCAUGGCUCCGCUGGUCCAGGCAGCAUUCCACCGUUACCACUGGUCCCACUGCAGUAGACAGGAGCUCCACAAGUACCUGAAUUCCUAUGAUUGUCUCCGUGACGACCCGUUUGAUCAUGAUUGGCCGGCUCAGCCUCAGUUGCCAGGUCUUCAGUUCUCCAUGGACCAGCAGUGUCUCUUCGACUUUGGAGUCGGAUACAGUACCUGCACUGCUUACAGCAGUUAUGACCCCUGUAAGCAGCUGUGGUGCAGUCACCAUGACAACCCAUUCUUCUGUAAAACUAAGAAGGGUCCGCCUAUCGACGGCACCAAGUGCGCACCUGGCAAGCACUGUUUUAAGGGCUACUGUAUCAAAGUGACCUCUGACCUCCUGAGACAAGAUGGCAGCUGGGGAACUUGGAGUCCGUUUGGUAGCUGUUCUCGGACCUGCGGGGGAGGAGUUCAGUUCCGCACACGAUACUGUGACAACCCUGUUCCGGCCAACGGAGGGCGCACUUGCUUUGGAAACAGCUAUGAGUUCCAGCUCUGCAGCCUGGAAGACUGUCCCCCUAUGGCUGACUUUAGAGAGGAGCAGUGCAGCAUGUGGAAUUCAGUCUUUGAACAUGAAGGAAAAAAACACCGCUGGCUUCCCUACGAACACCCUGACCCUGAUGAUCGCUGUCAGUUGCACUGCCAGUCGAGGGAGACGGGUGAUGUUGUGUCAAUGGACAGAAUGGUGCAUGAUGGGACUUUGUGUUCCUACAGCGACCCCUACAGUGUGUGUGUCAGAGGGGAGUGUGAGCAUGUGGGCUGUGACCACCAGGUUGCCUCAGACAAACAGGAGGACCGCUGUGGUGUUUGUGGAGGAGACAACUCCUCCUGCAAGAUCAUCAAGGGCAACUUCACCCGCAGCACCAAGAAACAGGGUUAUCUUAAGAUCCUUGAGAUUCCCAGAGGAGCCAGACAUCUUUUGAUCCAGGAGUCUACAGGAAGUCCUCACAUCCUAGUGGUGAAAAACCAGGAGACAAACUUCAUAUUCCUCAACGAUGGCCAGGAUUUCCCAGAAUCCUGUGUGGUGAUUGAAAGAGGCGUGGCCUGGGAGUACAGUAACAACCAUAGCCAGGAGAGCCUCAGGACCACAGGACCGCUCAAAUAUUCCGUGUUGGUCAUGGUGCAUCCAAGCGGUGAGUCCAAGGUCAGCCUGUCUUACAGGUACGUCCUGCACGAGCAGCUCAGCUCCUCUCUAGACAACAACCUACUGCAGGAAGACACCGUCUUCUACGAGUGGGCUCUGAAGAAGUGGUCUCACUGCUCCAAACCCUGUGGAGGAGGGAAGCAGUACACACGUUUCGGCUGCAGGAGGAAGGCUGAUGGGAAGAUGGUCCACAGAACCUUUUGCUCCGACAUCAACAAGCCCCGAGCCAUCAGCCGGACCUGUAACACAGAGUCCUGUCCACAAGCCCGUUGGGUGACAGGGGACUGGAAGGAGUGUAGUGCCUCAUGUGGUCAGACGGGAUACCAGCAGCGUGGGGUGGUCUGCCAGCAGGUUGAGCCUAGCAGGGGUCAGCGUUCAGUUCACCCAAAAAUGUGUAACCCAGACCGACCAGAGAGCAAACGACCCUGCAACCGCCUCCCUUGCCCAUCCUCCUGGAGGGUGGGGCCCUGGUCACAGUGCUCGGUAUCGUGUGGUAAUGGGACUCAGGAGCGUCAGGUGGCCUGUUCAGGUCCAGACGGGUCAUCUGGACUCUGCACAGAAAAUCAACCAAUCACAGUCCGUGUCUGCCAACUGCAGCCCUGCAACAGCGAACACAGGAACUCCAUCAUCCAGUGGCUUUCCAAAUCCAGUGCGGACUUUCCUGCUCUGAAAACUUCUUCUCGGCAGCGUUGCCGUGGUGACCAGUCGGUCUUCUGCCGUAUGGAGGUUCUGAGUCGGUACUGCUCCAUCCCCGGAUACCGACAGAUGUGCUGCAAAUCAUGCAGAGAGGGCAACAUUACCACAGAAACCAGCCUACCAACUCCAGCGGGCCCAGGGAACAGGUCUCUGACACCUCCCGCUCCCACCAUUGCCCUGUCACCCCCAUCUCCCACCAGCAGGGGCACCACAGAUUUCAUCUAUGUGGAUUAUGAUGAUUAUGAUGACUACUCUGAUGGUGAGAAUACCUGGACACCUAGAGUAACUUCCAGUACUCCUACCAGUACCACUAGUACUACCAGUAGCACCACUGUGGUCACUGCUGGUACCACUGCAAUAUCUACUUUAAGUAGACCUACUGCAGGACCUCUGAGAAAAACCACAGCAUCAUAUUUGUUAAGGACAAAACCUCCCGUAAUACUACCUGCUGUGGUCGCUACCGUUCCCAUGGACAGUCAACAGCCUAUACAGGUCAGGAUCAACGCCACCACCUCAGCCCAUGUACGGGCCGAUGAUGAUGACGUCAUCAAAGAGGAAGUGACCGGCACAAUGCUGACAAACACCAGCGAAGCGCCACCGGCUGUCCCCUCACUGCCACUUAGCCCCGCCCCUGGCAAAGGGGGGGAGAGAAAAGAGAACUCUCUAGACGAGGUAGGCUAUCGGAUCAGCGGGCUGGAUGGAGACAUCUCGAGGAGUCAACACAUCUUUGUGGCCCGUAUGCCUCCGUUCCAUGAGCGAACACAAAACAAACGCAUCCAAGAGCUUCUGAACGAGAAGCGAAGACAAGACGUACUCAGAAGAACAAGAGGAAAACAGAGACCCUAACUCACUCACACACACGCACACAGAUCAGCAUGUUCGGCUUGCUAGCUACAUCAUUAACGCUAACGCAUUCUGAUUCGGAUGUUGACUCAAAUAACGCUUUCUUUCCUUUACCCAGAGCCAAACAUCCUACAGUCUGUUCUUCCUGUUCACGAGAACACACAGCCUGUACACCUGUGCUGCUGUACAACAGGAUGGCUUAAAUACAGAGAACACACAGCCUGUACACCUGUGCUGCUGUACAACAGGAUGGGUUAAACGCAGAGAACACACAGCCUGUACACCUGUGCUGCUGUACAACAGGAUGGCUUAAAUACAGAGAACACACAGCCUGUACACCUGUGCUGCUGUACAACAGGAUGGCUUAAAUACAGAGAAAACACAGCCUGUACACCUGUGCUGCUGUACAACAGGAUGGGUUAAACGCAGAGAACACACAGCCUGUACACCUGUGCCGCUGUACAACAGGAUGGGUUAAACACAGAGAACACACAGCCUGUACACCUGUGCCGCUGUACAACAGGAUGGGUUAAACACAGAGAACACACAGCCUGUACACCUGUGCCGCUGUACAACAGGAUGGGUUAAACACAGAGAACACACAGCCUGUACACCUGUGCUGCUGUAGAACAGGGUGGGUUGAACACAGAGAACACACAGGCUGUACACCUGUGCCACUGUACAACAGGAUGGCUUAAACGCAGAGAACACAUUCGUUGUAACAAUACAAUGACAAAAUAAAAUGGCUUUUUUUAAACUGCUGUUC